UUCCACUCUUGGCAAGUAGCACAUGCUUUGCUGUCACGUUACUGUACGCCUGACAGUCCUCCUGGGAGGAAGAUGGUUCGGUUUGUAGGAACAAGAGGCGCUAUUCUGCGCAUCAUCCUGAGGACCUUUGCAGCGCUGUUUGCGAUCAUCGUCUUUAGUACGACUGCUGAUCAAGUAGAAACGAGAUAUUUUGGCUUCAAUGUGUGCUUGCUCGGUCUCCACAGCGAUUCUGAUAACAAACAAGGAGAUGCCAACGCUUGCAACUAUGCAAUUGCCAUUGGAAUUAUGGCUUUUUUGAUUGCUGCUGCGUUUAUUUGUCUGGACUCGUUGCUGUAUCUUGUUAAUAUUGGAAAUGAUCGCAUACAGUUCUUCGUUGCAUUUGCUGACCUCAUUUUGUCGCUUAUUUUGAGUUUUUUGUGGCUCGUGGGUUUCAUCUAUCUCAUCGACAAGUCAGUCAAUUCUGGCCCUAAGAAUGAAGAUCCGUUUACUGCAGCUAACAAGGCAGCCGUUGGCGCAUGCAUCGCUUUCAGCUUGUUUUCGUCUCUUGUUUGGGGAGGUCUUGGCUAUCUUGCCUUUUGCCAAUUCAGAACUAGCCGUACAGCACUAAUGGGUUGAUUAUUUGAACUUUUAUAUUUACUGAUCAAGUGGCGGUGCUCAGGACAUAAUUGCUGCACUAGUAACAGAGGGGGACGGGACAAUAGAGGACAUUCUUCUCUAACAGGUUAACUUAAUUUGCUAUCCUGUAGAGUUUUCUAGGUGCGCGCAUGUAUUGUGUAUUACUGUAGACUAUAGCUUGUAGUCGGAUAGAAAGUAGCGAGUUUAAAGAAGUGUGUGAGAAAGUCAAA
Corticium candelabrum is the source of this 845-nucleotide messenger RNA. RefSeq names its product synaptogyrin-1-like. The transcript has 3 exons. Lineage: Eukaryota; Metazoa; Porifera; Homoscleromorpha; Homosclerophorida; Plakinidae. The coding region runs from base 73 to 615 and encodes 180 amino acids. The record is from RefSeq and is a predicted model, not a curated record. Gene Ontology annotation, cellular component: synaptic vesicle membrane; neuromuscular junction.